AUGUUUCUUAGAGGAAAAAAGGAAUUAUAAUGCUGUCAUUUGUCACUCACUGCUAUGCUGAAACAAAUAGACCUUCAACUUGUCAUCCACUCCUUUAAACUAAUAUUCUAAAGAUUCUUAUUCUUAUUUUAUAAAGGAAUAUAAUGUACUCAUCCUUACUUAACUUUUAAAUCAUUUUGUUAAUAACGUUGCAACCAUUUCAACCAAAUUUCUCCCUCAAAUCUUGUUCUAUAAAGUGGCUAUCCUACUCUAAGCUUUCUUAAUAUAAUUUUAUGUAGAAUAACUCAAGACAUUGCAAAAAUGGAGAUAUAAAGGGAAGAAAAGUCAACUAUAAUUUAAUUAUUCUGUCUAUAUCCCUAAAAACCUUAAUGUAUGCUUAACUAUAAUUCUUUAUCAAUUAAUAUUUGUCUCAUGCAUUAUAAUUAUUUCUUGAAUAUUUAUAUUUAAUGCACAACUCAGCUUUAUAAUAUAUAAAGCUUAUGUAUAAAUGCUUACGGGGUUUUUUUCAUAUGGAGUCGAAAAUUUUCAAAAUAGAUAUGUAUAUAUGAUUUGUUUUCAAAUUAGCAAGCAAUACAGUAGGUAUAUUAAUUUGCUAUGCUGUGUCUCAUGAGAUAAUAGAUAGAAGGAGAAAAGGUGGCAAAAUAAUAAAAUGACAAAUUUGAUCCAGAUUUAGAAUUAAAAUUAUGCCAAGGCACUUUGGGUCACUUAGAUAAAACCUCAUGUGGAGCAUUUUCAUAAUAUAAAUGCUUGAAUUAGAAGAAGUACUUAGAACAAAAGGAAAAUGUAUAGAGUGCAAAACAAGCUUAGAAUAAAAGUUGUGAUACAAAAAAUCAAAUUUUAAAAGAGGUAACUUUGAUAUUGACUUCAAGAGGGAUGGAAAUGUUAUGUGUAAAAAAUCCACAAUAGAACCUACAUCCUCUUCCUAACAUGAUAAAAUUGAAUUUCAGCAAUCCUAGACUUUUCUAGAGCAUUGAGAACGAAUAAAGUUGGGACUUAUUGGAUAUGGAUUCAAGAAGUAUCUCCUUAACAGAAAGUUGUCGAAUACCGAUCUAUAUUUUUAAGAAUUAUUGGCAGCAAUCGAAUGGUGCUGAUUAAAAAAUUAAAUCCAUUCUGUAGAAUUAAAAAAAAGGUCUGUAUUUUUUAAAAAAAUUCCGCUGA
This is a messenger RNA of Paramecium tetraurelia, 1158 nucleotides long. RefSeq lists its product as uncharacterized. The transcript has 3 exons. The record is from RefSeq and is a predicted model, not a curated record. Lineage: Eukaryota; Ciliophora; Oligohymenophorea; Peniculida; Parameciidae.